AUGGCGACUCCUUUCCCCCCAGGGUGGUCAAGGCCCAAAAUGAAGCUCUAUGAGGGUGACUCCGACCCGACGGAGCACAUCAACUUCUUCGUGGGAGCCAUGCAGUACGCCGGGGCUACUGACCCGAUCUACUGCCGCUGCUUCCCGAUGAGCUUGGGGAAGGGCCCGAUGAACUGGUUCCAAAACCUCCCCAACAACUCCAUCCACAAUUGGGAAGGGGUCAUGUCCAACUUCUUGACCCAGUAUUCCUCGGUAAGAAACAUUCCGAAGUCAGAAGAAACUCUGGCUCUGAUCAAGCAAGGCGAGAAGGAAUCCCUGAAGGCUUUUCUUAACCGCUUCAACAAAGAAGCAGGAGACAUUCCGGACCUCCUCCCUCAGGUCCGCCUGAUCUUGGUACGACAAGCGCUUAGGCCAGGUCCUUUCCUAACUUCUUUGGAUGGAAAGAAGGCCCGGACGCUGGAGGAAUUCCAGGCCCGAUCAGAGAAGUAUAUUAACAUGGAGGAGGCUGCAACAUUAAGGUCCACCAAUCAAAACCCAGGCCAUCGACCCUCUGAGAAAACCCGAGACCCGGGUGAACCUAAGCGCGAUCGCGAACAGCGACGGAAGAGCCAGGAUGAGAAAAAGCAGAAGCGGAAGAGGCAACCCCCCUCGUCCGCAUUCGCCACCUACCAGACGAUCACCCACCCCACCCAAGGCCCGGGCCAGGACCCCCCCAGGAAUCGUGCACGUACACCUCCUCGAGAAAGGAGCCCCCGUCAUAGAACCCCCGACCGGCGCAGGAGUCCCGAACGCCGUAGAAGUCCGAAUCGGCGCCGCUCUCCAAACCGGUGGGACCAAGAUGAUGUACGACGACGCCACGGAACCAACCUGGUCGACGUCGGCUCGAUUGCUGGAGGAUGGGCAGCAGGUGGACCAUCAAACAACAGUCGGAAGAAAAGCACUCGAGUUAUCAUGUCAGCCGCUGGGAGACCUCGUCCUAACUCCCUUCGUACGCCGCAGCAGAAAGUUCCCAUCACCUUCACAGAAGACGACUACGGCACAGACACCGGCGAGGAGGACGACCCGAUCGUCGUAGAAGCCCUCAUCGCAAACGGUAAGGUACGUCGAGUACUCAUCGAUACAGGUAGUUCUGCUGACAUUAUGUUUUAUGAUGCUUACAAAACCCUAGGCUUAUCUGUGAAAGACCUGAUCCCCUAUGACCAUGACCUGAUCGGUUUCACGGGGGACAGAGUUCUACCGUUAGGAUAUUUUGAUGCAUACCUCUCCCUAGGAGACCCUAAUGUUUGCAGGACUAUCAAAGCCCGGUUCUUAGUGGUGAAAUGCCCAACAGCCUACAACGCCAUCAUCGGCAGACCAAGCCUUAAUGUCUACCGAGCCAUCAUCUCCACCCACCACCUGAUGCUGAAAUACCCGUGGGCCGGUAGGGCAAUUUCCGUACGCGGAAACCUAACCAUGGCCAGGGGGUGUUAUAACUCUAGCUGCAGAUUGACGCGAGAGGAUCGCAAGAGGAAAGAGCCCGACCGAGGCAAAAGGGUCGAAAACUUCCAUCUUCGAGCAGGAGCGUGCUUGACGGACAUCGAUCCACGAGUAGACCAAUCCAGAGAGGACCAACGUCUUAAGCCGGACGGGGAAGCACGACCAGUCCAGAUCGGUCGUGGCCUCGAGCAAACCACCAAACUGGCGCGAGACCUCCCUCAGGAUCUGUCCAACCGACUGGAGACCCUUCUGAGAAGUAACGGACACCUAUUUGCGUGGUCGUCCGCAGAUAUGCCGGGCAUCGACCCAGCAUUCUGCAGUCACAAGCUAUCAGUAGACCGAAGAUUCAAGCCAGUGGCCCAGAAGAAGAGGCAGAUGAGCGCGGAGAAGCAAGAAGCAAUCAAGGAACAGACGGCGGAACUUCUCAAAGCCGGGAUCAUUCGCGAAGUUAAGUACACCACUUGGCUUUCGAACGUGGUCCUGGUUAAAAAAUCCAAUGGGAAGUGGAGGAUGUGCGUGGAUUACACGGAUCUAAACAAGGCCUGCCCCAAAGACCCCUUCCUCCUCCCCAGCAUCGAUGCCUUGGUGGACAACUCCUAUGAGUACGAAUACUUGUCCCUCAUGGACGCAUAUUCAGGGUACAACCAGAUCCCGAUGUACAGAGACGAUGAAGAGAAGACCGCUUUUAUAACCGAUCGGGGGACGUAUUGCUACACUAUGCUCCCAUUCGGCCUGAAAAAUGCAGUGGCCACCUACCAACGAAUGAUGACCAAAAUCUUCGGGGCGCUGAUCGGAAAGUCAGUCGAAGUCUACAUUGAUGACAUCAUCGUGAAAACACCAAAAGGGGGCGACCAUGCAGCCGAUCUGGCCGUCGUGUUUGAACAGCUGAAGAAGUACAACAUGCGCCUCAACCCCGAAAAAUGCACCUUCGGAGUCAAGAGCGGGAAGUUUCUGGGAUAUAUGCUCACCAGUCAUGGGAUUGAACUAAACCCCGAAAAGUGCAAGGCUAUUGUCGAAAUGAAAAGUCCUAGGACGGUCAAGGAAGUCCAGCAACUGGCGGGACGGAUGGCAGCAAUCGGACGAUUUCUCCCCAAGGCCGCCCUAAGAGCCUUACCACUCUAUGCCCUGCUACAGAAAGGGGCGAACUUUACUUGGUCAGAAGAGGCCGAACAGGCUUUCUCCCGGCUGAAAGAGGUUCUCACCUCCCCACCGAUCCUAUCAAGUCCAAAGCCAGGGGAACCCCUAUACUUAUACUUAGCAGUCCGAGACAAGGCUGUGAGCUCCGUGCUGGUACGAGAGGAGGCGGGGGCCCAACUUCCGGUCUACUUCGUCAACCGCUCGCUCAAAGGAGCUGAGCUAAGAUAUCAGAUGCUCGAAAAAGUGGCACUCGCUCUCCUAACCACGGCCAGGCGACUCAGAAGGUACUUCCAGUCCCAUAGCAUCGUUGUCCGCACAGAUCAACCGAUAAGGCGAGUCCUCCAUAAACCGGAUCUAGCCGAUCGAAUGGUGGGUUGGUCGAUCGAGCUUUCCGAGCAUGAUAUUCGAUAUGAGCCUAGACGGGCGAUCAAGGCGCAAGUCCUAGCAGAUUUCCUGGUCGAGCUCACGAGCGAAGAAGACCCACCGGCGGAAAUCUCCUGGGUCGUUCACGUGGAUGGCUCGAGCAACAAAGAGGGGGGCGGCACUGGGAUCGUCCUACAAAGCAACUCAGGGAUGAUCGUAGAACAGUCACUACGCUUUAAUUUCCCGGCCACUAACAACCAAGCCAAGUAUGAAGCUUGCAUCGCCGGUCUGGUGACAGCGCGGGACCUGGGGGCGCAGGACAUACUUGUCUGUUGCGACUCCUUAUUAGUGGUCUCACAGGCUAACGGAGAGGCGCAGGCCAAGGACCCAAUUCUGGAACAAUACCUCUCCCACCUGAAGCGGUUGGCUGCCACCUUUCGUAAGGUGGAGUUCCGCCACGUCCCAAGAGCUGAAAACGACCGCGCGGACACCCUAGCGAAGCUGGCUAGCACCGGGAAACCCGGCCUGAAUAGGACAGUCAUCCAGGGCACUCUGGCCCUCCCGUACGUUGCAGGCCCCGACCGGUCCGAUGGAGUCCACGCCUUAAGCAUUGGCACGGACGACGACUGGAGGACCCCUAUUGUUAAGAACCUCACCACAAGCUGGCUACCACCCGACAAGUCGGAAGCCAAGAAGCUGACCAGAAGCGCUUCCUGGUACACCUUGGUGAAUGGAGACCUCUUUAAGAGAGGAUUUUCCACUCCUCUCCUCAAGUGCUUAUCAAAGGAACGUGCCGAGUAUGUGCUCGCCGAAAUCCAUAAGGGCAGCUGUGGCCACCAUCCCGGCGGGCGUUCUCUGGCGAGAAAGGUCCUCCGGGCCGGCUACUACUGGCCCACCCUAGAGAAAGACGCUGCUGACCACGUCAAGCGAUGUGACCCCUGUCAGAAACAUGCCGACCACCGCUUAGCCCCACCGGAACGACUCUCGACUAUGGUCUCCCCUUGGCCUUUCCACCAAUGGGGAAUGGACCUCUUGGGACCUUUCACAACCGCGCCCGGACAGCUGAAACACCUGGUCGUCGCGGUGGACUACUUCACCAAGUGGAUUGAGGCAGAGCCCCUUGCAACUAUCACUUCGGCCCGCAUACAGCGUUUCUUCUACAAGAACAUCAUCAGCCGAUUCGGGGUACCCGGAGUCCUGAUUACCGACAAUGGCACACAGUUUGCCUCCCAAGGGUUCAAGGAACUCGUGGACGGGCUUCACAUCAAGCACCACUUCACCUCUGUGGAACACCCCCAGACGAACGGAUAG
Messenger RNA from Lotus japonicus, 4287 nucleotides. RefSeq lists its product as uncharacterized. NCBI's taxonomy places the organism in Eukaryota, Viridiplantae, Streptophyta, Magnoliopsida, Fabales, Fabaceae. Gene Ontology annotation, biological process: DNA integration. The record is from RefSeq and is a predicted model, not a curated record. Gene Ontology annotation, molecular function: RNA-DNA hybrid ribonuclease activity; nucleic acid binding. The transcript has 2 exons. Bases 1 to 4287 code for a protein of 1428 amino acids.